UCGAGAAGAGGCAGGCAGGCAGGUCGCGCAUGGCUGCCCGCGGCUCCGUCACGUCGGAGGCUCACUUCAUUUUUCCUUACUUUUUCACGACGAGCGUUACUUCCUCGUAAUUAUUUGUCAGUACACUUAUUCGGGCGUUAAACGGGUGCGGGUACACGCGUAGAGCCUGUCGCGACCUUACGACAGUCUAGCCAAGGUGUUGAAAUCGUUUCGCGAAGUAUUCCUUUCCUUAUUUCUACGAAAUCGUCACCAGCUACCCACAUACAUGUCGGCCAUUUUGCUGAACACUGGCCGUGAUCUGACAGCGGUGUCUUAAUGCAGUUUCCGCAGUCAUUACCCAACUUAUGCGAGGUUUUGGAGCACCUAAUUAAAUUAACCAAGUGCAAUUCUUACGGUGUAGAGUAUUAAUAAUAUAGACAACGAUGGCCACCGAUCAGCCGAGGGAGCGAGAAAUCGCUGCCGAAGACAGCAUUAAAGUUGUCUGCCGUUUUCGACCGCUCAAUGACUCCGAAGAAAAGGCUGGGUCAAAAUUUGUCGUCAAAUUUCCAUCCGGCGGAGAGGAGAACUGUAUUUCGAUUGGGGGCAAAGUCUACCUUUUUGACAAAGUAUUCAAACCAAAUGCAACGCAAGAGAAAGUUUAUAAUGAGGCUGCAAAGUCCAUUGUUUCUGAUGUCCUGGCAGGAUAUAACGGGACAAUUUUUGCUUAUGGGCAAACAUCAUCAGGAAAAACCCACACAAUGGAGGGAGUCAUCGGUGAUCCAAACAAGCAGGGCAUUAUUCCUCGCAUUGUUAAUGAUAUAUUCAAUCAUAUUUAUGCUAUGGAAGAGAACCUUGAAUUUCAUAUUAAAGUGUCAUAUUUUGAAAUCUACAUGGACAAGAUUCGAGAUCUUUUAGAUGUUUCCAAGGUAAACCUUAGCGUUCAUGAGGACAAAAAUCGUGUACCUUUUGUGAAAGGAGCAACUGAAAGAUUCGUUUCAAGUCCCGAAGAAGUAUUUGAAGUUAUUGAGGAGGGAAAAUCGAAUCGGCACAUAGCUGUGACAAACAUGAAUGAGCACAGUUCCAGAUCACAUUCCGUUUUCCUAAUAAACGUAAAGCAGGAGAACCUGGAAAAUCAAAAAAAACUGUCUGGCAAAUUGUAUCUUGUCGAUCUUGCUGGAUCUGAAAAAGUUUCUAAAACUGGUGCUGAAGGUACCGUACUAGACGAGGCAAAGAACAUUAACAAAUCACUAUCUGCUUUGGGUAAUGUCAUUUCGGCUCUUGCUGAUGGCAACAAAACGCACAUCCCUUACCGAGAUUCGAAGUUGACAAGAAUCUUGCAAGAAUCUUUGGGAGGAAAUGCCAGAACCACCAUUAUUAUCUGCUGUUCCCCUGCCAGCUUUAACGAAUCAGAAACCAAGUCUACGUUAGACUUUGGUAAACGUGCAAAGACUAUCAAGAAUGUCGUUUGUGUCAAUGAGGAACUGACUGCUGAAGAAUGGAAACGACGAUACGAACGUGAGAAGGAAAAAACAGCAAGGCUUAAGGGGAAAGUGGAGAAAUUAGAAGCCGAACUGUCCAGAUGGCGACAGGGUGAAACUGUGAAGAUCGAAGAACAAGUCAGUCUUGUCGAAGGUCCUGAUGUUACCACACCAGUUGCUCCAAUUAUUGAAACCAAAAUUGACGAUGGUCCUGUGCCAGCAACUCCUGGUGGUGGUUUAAUGGCUGGAUCUUUAUCUAAUGAAGAGCGACAGAAGCUAGAGGAAGAGCGUGAAAGAUUGUACCAGCAGUUAGAUGACAAAGAUGAAGAAAUAAAUCAGCAUUCGCAGUAUGUUGAGAAGCUAAAGGAGCAAAUGGAAGAACAAGAAGAGCUAAUUGCCUGCACCAGACGUGAUUAUGAGCAACUUCAGCAGGAAAUGAACAGAAUCCAACAAGAAAAUGAAAGUGCCAAAGAAGAGGUGAAAGAAGUCCUACAAGCUCUUGAGGAAUUAGCUGUUAAUUACGACCAAAAAUCCCAGGAGGUCGAAACUAAGAAUAAAGAGCAUGAAGCUUUGUCAGAAGAGCUUCUAGCUAAACAGGCAGCUUUGAACACAACUGCCUCGGAGUUACAACAACUGAGAGACAUGUCGGUUCACCAACGUAAACGUAUCACAGAGAUGCUAGCCAAUCUUCUAAAAGACUUGGGAGAAAUUGGUGUAGCUAUUGGUGGUGAUGAAAAUCUUAAGGUUACUCCAGAUAGCAAUGGUAAACUAGAAGAAGAAUUCACGGUAGCUAGAGUGUACAUCAGCAAAAUGAAAUCCGAGGUUAAGAAUUUAGUCCAACGUUGUCAAGGCCUUGAAAGUUUCCAAACCAAUUGCAACAAAAAAGUUUCGGACUAUGAAAAAGACUUGGGUGAGUGCCGACUACUGAUAUCUCAACAUGAGGCUCGUAUGCAGACACUUACGGAAUCGAUGAAAGAAGCUGAUGCCCGUAAACGUGCCUUGGAAGAAGAUGUUGAUGCAUUACGAGAAGAAUGUGCUAAGCUCAAGGCUGCUGAACAGGUGCAAGCAGUUAGCAAUAAAGAAAAGGCCGAAGAACAGGAAGCAGCUACUAAGAUGAGAGUGGCUCUUGAAGAACAAAUGGAUCAACUUCGAGGGGCACAUCAAAAACAAGUUGCCGCACUGAGAGACGAGAUAUCGGACAAGCAACAGCUUAUUGGAGAGUUGAAGGAUCUGAACCAGAAGUUCACAUUAGCUCAUCAACAAAUGCAAGCUGAUUACGAAAGAUUGAAACAAGAAGAAGCCGAUAAAUCCGUUAAAUUGCAAGAGCUUGUGUUGAUGAAUGAGCGACGUGAACAGGCCAGGAAGGAUCUGAAGGGCCUCGAGGAGACGGUGUCAAAAGAAUUACAAACAUUGCACAACUUGCGAAAAUUGUUCGUUCAAGAUUUACAAGCCAGAAUCAAGAAGUCUCUGACUGUCGAAGAUAACGAAGAUGACGGAGGAUCCCUUGCGCAAAAACAAAAAAUAUCUUUCCUUGAGAACAACUUGGACCAACUUACAAAGGUGCACAAACAAUUGGUACGCGAUAAUGCUGAUUUACGAUGUGAGUUACCAAAACUGGAAAAACGGUUAAAAGCCACACUAGACCGAGUGAAGGCAUUAGAAACUGCAUUACGAGAUGCCAAAGAAGGUGCUAUGCGAGAUCGCAAACGUUACCAGUAUGAAGUUGACAGGAUUAAGGAGGCUGUGCGGCAAAAGAACUUUGCUCGUCGAGGACCGAGCGCACAGAUUGCUAAGCCAAUUCGAGCUGGUCAGCACCACAUGGGUACAGGGAACAACCCUGUCAUUAGAACGGGAAAUAGGGAAAAUGAGCGUAAGACCGCUUCGAUUCAUGACGAAAAGAGAAGAAUAACAGAUGUGGGUAUAAUUUAUAAUACAUAAGGUGCUAACAAAAGAUAAGUCCAUAGAGAUGUACUGUAUCUGGGGAAAGCGCCGUUGAUUUUGUUCAUUUCUUUGAAUUGAAGCACAUGCUGGAUAGUGCUAUCUAAUACUAUUGAUGUAUAAUAAUAUAGUAUGUCCUAUUUCCAAUUAAUAUGGGUACAUAUACCGACUCGAUAUUUUCUUUGAACAUACGGCAGGGGACAAGAGUCGUAAUUAUCAUAUAAUGCAAUUAGAUUGAAAUGGUAGCUCACAAAACAAUAAAUUGCAGUUUCCAUUUUUACCUCAAUAUCGCGAAUUAUAUGUGUAAAUCAGCAAACACUCACUUUCGUUCGAACAGCAUUCGAGAAAUCAAUAGGUAUUAUUGUAAUUUUCGCAUCACCUUUAGAUUUUUGCUUCUUACUGAAAUUCUAUAAUGAGAUAUUUCUAAUUUUCUCCAUUUUCACUCUUCUAUAGGAAUAUUUUUCAGGAAUAUUUGAACACAUUAUGUCACAUUUUAAGUUUAUACAUUCGAAUGUACACAAUAGGACAUACGAUAUAUUGUGAGAUUGUAGGAGAAUGAUUGCGACUUAAAAUAUUUAUAAUGCUAAUAGUUUUUCCUAUGAUGGUUAUAUUAUUUUCAGCGAUUGUAAGUUUCUAUCGAUAAAUGCAAACCUUGAAUUAUUUUGGAUGGCUCACUUAGUGGGAACUAAGUGCAAAUAGCCUUUCCUCUGUGAUUUUACAUUCACGGUUUGAAUUUGUCCGAAGGAAUUUCGAUGCGCGUAGCAGUACUAUUUCUUUCUAGACUUAUUACCUAUAUUUUGUAGAGAUAUGAAAAUUCAAGGCUUUUUUGUUUUGUCUAUUUUUAUUACGUAUUUAAAUUAAUUUAUUAUCUAUUAUCUUUCUGUCCACGCUAGAGGCUCGCAAGAUUUGAUUACAUACAUACGCAAUGUAGGAAACUGUAAUAUUAGACCAGUGCGAAUGAAUAACAAUGAUAAUAAUCAUUUACUGAUUUCAACCAAACCAUAUGAUACAUGUAAAUGAACUAAAGAAUCCAUCCUUUGAGCCUUUAUAUUUAUAAUUUAACUUAUGCUCAUUUUGCACAGCUUUUUCCUUUUUGAACGAAUAUACAUAUAUAUUCUAUACAUGUACCUAUAUGAAAUGGAGGAACGCGUUGCUUUGCGUAAUCUACGAUAAUUUAAGUAGUAAUUUAAAAAAAAGAAAAUUUUAAAAAUCUUCUUUUUAUACAUAAUGGAGUAGUAACCCAGUUCCUAAAUUUGGUUACAGGCAUUAAGAUGAAUAUAAUUUACAUAACGAAAUAAUAAACAUUUCCUAUUAGUAAAAUUUAAAUUAUCUUUUCCAUCAAUAUAUUUCUUCAUUUUCGGCGAACAUGCUUUCAACGGAUUACACAUCAUAUGAAUGUAAGAGGGUAUUACAUUUUUUCUUAGCUUUGAACUUCAGCGUUUUAACUCCGUAAUAUUUCAAUUAAUAACUUCUACAGUUACGUGAAACACAUACUCGACGUAUUUUUCGAAAAAUGUGAAAAAACUACUUAAUAAAAUAAUCUAAGGUGAAAAACAGUCAGAGUGUAACAAUAUGACUGCAUUCUUGUUAGCAAUCAUCUUGUUAUUUUACGACUGUAAAUAAUAUUUAGAUAGAAAACAAAAAAAAAAAACCAAAAAGAAAAACUUCUGAACAAAACUUAAUCUAGGUCACUUGAUGAAGUUCGCUAUCACACAAAUAGUUACAUGAAAUUACCUACCUGACCAUUGAUUGGAAAGUAAUUUUCGGAUAUUUAUUUCGAAUAGUAUUAUUUUGAUUAUUCUGUUUCAGUUGAAACGAAAAUUAAAAAAUAAGGUUCUUUUGACACAAGGCAAACAUGAGGCGAACGAAGCUAACAUCGAAAGAUGUCUGGUCGAUGUGUCUGUACAUAAUCAUACAUCUGCUGAACUUACACAAUUCUGAACUCGAAAAUAAUGUCUGAACAAUGAAUUUUAAUCCGUAAUAUUCCCAUGCGUACAUGUAUGUGUGCAUAACUAUUGCUGAUCGUGCUUAAUGUUAACGUUUCAAAGUCUGUUAUAUGCUACAAAUAUAUUAGCGCAUCUAGGUACCGAUCUUUACUUUAUAUAUAAAUUAUUUAAGAUUUUUGUAUCGUUCACAAGUUUUCUAAUCCUUUAUUCGAGUGAAGAAAAACAUUAAAGAGAAUGCAAGAGAAAUUAAAGGAGGAGAGAUGGAGAGAGAACAAAACGUAGAACUAUUUUAGAGUUUCAUGUUCAGUCAAAGUGGGCAAUAACUGCUCCAAAAAAUCGUUAUACAGCAUCGUUCUCAUGCUUUGUGAUAUAUUUUUUUAUAGGGAAAAUUUUAGGCUUUGAAAUGUUGCAUUUCAUAAACCGUAGUCCCAGCAUCUAAUAAAUAAUUAGAAUAUAAACAUAUUAUAUGCUCCAUGGUGACUACAAUUAUUGUCAUAAUAAAAAGGUUAUUCAGAGGUUUGGAACUUUUUAACUAAUUCGUUUUAUCAAAACUUGGUGGGCACCAAUGCUUGAUCAAAUCGAAACAACUGUUUUGGUAUAAUUUUCUUUCAAGAAGUUAGUGCUCAUCAAACUUUGAUGAAACAGAAAGCUGCAAACUUUUGUCGAAACCUUAUGAAAAUAUAUAGCUACGAUUAUUUUUCAUAAUACAGCAAUACAAGUAUAAUUAUAAAUAAUAAGUCAUAUACCUACAUUGCAGUUGUAUCGUGAAACGAAAAAAAAAUUAUGAAAAAAUAAAUUAAUAAAUUUGCACAUUUAGUAUAAUGAGUCUGAAAACGGUGUUGAAGAAUAGAACAUCAAAUAACUGAGAGAUUGAUUAACACGUUGAGUGACCCCGUCUGGUGAAAGAAAACAUUAAUUUCUCGAAAUCCAUAUUGUACUCAAAUGUCCAAUUACGACUUUCCGU
Molecule: messenger RNA, 6305 nt
Organism: Diprion similis
Lineage: Eukaryota; Metazoa; Arthropoda; Insecta; Hymenoptera; Diprionidae
Gene: Khc
Product: kinesin heavy chain
Exons: 14
Coding region: 423-3395 (990 amino acids)
Biological process (GO): microtubule-based movement
Molecular function (GO): ATP binding; microtubule binding; microtubule motor activity
Source: RefSeq, a predicted model, not a curated record